AUGGCGGGAGGGAUGAAACCAGCGCCGGGGACCCUGGUGCUGCUGCUGCUGCUGGCGCGGGGCGCGGGCGCCGCAGAGGCCAAGAAGCGGGUGAUCCAACUCGAAGAAGGGCACGUGUACCAUCUGACGUUCCCACAGCCAUUCUGCUACACCAACACGGAGACCCCGAAAUGGCACGACAUCUGGACCCGGAUGCAGAUCCGAGUCAUCAGCAACCAGAUGAUCCGUGUCACCCAGGUGGAAAACGAGGAGAAGCUGAAAGAGCUGGAGGAAUUCAACAUGUGGAACUUCGUCUUCGCCUUCUUCAAAGAGACGCUGAACGACACCUACAUCCCUGUGGGACUCUAUAGCCAGAAAACCUGCCUGAAAAUUGAGCUGCCAGAGCCAAACACCACCUACAGCGUCGUCCUCCUCCGGUGGUUUGACCCCAAGCUCUGCCUGGUUUCCUUCCUGGGCCUGCUCCUGUUUUUCUCUGGGGAUUUACUGAGCAGGAGUCAGCUAUUCCAUUACUCGGCUGGGAUAAGCAUCGGGGUGCUGGCCUCGCUGCUGAUCCUCAUCUACGUGAUGGCCAAGGUGAUGCCCAAGAAAAGUCCCAUCUACUUCGUCCUAGUGGGAGGCUGGUCCUUCUCCCUCUACCUCAUCCAGCUGGUCUUCAGAAACUUGCAAGAGAUCUGCAAGUCCUACUGGCAGUAUCUGCUGGGCUACAUGCUGCUGGUGGGUUUCGCCAGCUUCGCCGUGUGCUACCGAUACGGCCCGCUGGAGAACGAACGCAACAUCAACCUGCUGACGUGGAGCCUGCAGCUCCUGGGCUUGCUGCUCAUGUACGUGGGGAUCCAAAUCCGGCCCAUCGCCCUGGCGCUGAUCGCCAUUGCCGUGUGUACCAAGAACCUGGAGUACCCCGUCCAGUGGCUCUGCGCCACUUACAGGAAGGUGCAGAAAGCCACAGCGAAGCCGAGCCCCCCUCGCCUGCUGACCGAGGAGGAGUACCGGCUCCAGGGGGAGGUGGAGACGCGCAGGGCCCUGGAGGAGCUGCGCGGAUACUGCAGCAGCCCAGAGUUCUCCGCUUGGACUGUGGUUUCCCGCAUCCAGUCUCCGAAGAGGUUCGCCGACUUUGUGGGUGGUGCCUCCCACCUCAUCCCAAACGAGGUCUCCGUCCACGAGCAGGAGUAUGGCCUGGGGGGCUCAUUCGUGGAGGACCAGCUCUUUGAGGAAGACGAAGAUGACUCUUUUGAAGGGGAGGAUCGCGCAGGCUUCUCUGUGUCCCAGAACCACCUUGGCUUCGAGUGAGGGAGCCAUGCAGCUGGAUUUGGCGGUGGAGGUGCAGCAGCGCCCUGCUGGCGUGUGGUACAAUCACUGCUCUCUGAGCGCGCACGCGUGUGUGUGUGUGUGUGUGUGUGUAAAGCCCAGUCUGUCCGUGCGAGUGCACAAGAGCCAGCCAGGCUGGCAUUGCCUCCUGCUGGACCCAGUGACAUGGGCAGUCAGGGGGAUUGAACUCCACCCAUCUGACCUGGCAGCGUUUUGCCCUCUGGCUGGCACCAGACCUGGUCCCUCUCCCGGCUGCACGGCACUUGUCCUCUUCCUAGCUUUCCGCAGUGGGGGAGACGCUGAAGGAUGUGUGGGGCGGGGAAGGGGUGUUCUGGGGGCACUUCCCUUCUGGGGAAUCCACACGACACUUUGCAGCCUGCCAGUGGAGCUUGGCCCAGCCCUGUCUGGGGCAGAGGGGAAUAGGGACUGCUUGUCUGAGCUGCCCCCAGCCUGACUUCAGUUGGACUGGGAAAGCCCCCCCAGGCUGUCCUGAACCCAGGCAGGGUCUCUGUGGGGCAGGAUUCUGCACAGACCUGUGUGGUACCUCCCAUAAAGCUGGUUGAAUUGGCCCGUCUCCUCCUGCUGGCAGCCAUGGAGACAAUUUCAUUCUCCUGCUCCGCUGGGGCUCAGUGGCGCGGGAGGGGGGCAGCACCCAGGUGAUGGCAGAAGAGCAGCUGCCACGCCCAGUGGCUGCAGGAGUGCUCGGCCCCCUGCCCGUAGCAGGGUGGCUUUCCUGGGGCACAGGGGUCCCCCUUGGGUGCUGAGCUGAGCCCAGCCCCUUUCCUCUGUGCAUCCUGCCCCUAGCAGACAAAAUAACCCCACUUUCCACUGGCCCCCGCCCCCACCUCCCUGUCCUGUGGCCAUGGCUCCUGGCCUGCUGCCCCCUCCUGGCUGUCAGCGGGCUGCACCUGGCUGCUCUGAGAGCCGGGGCGUUAGCCGGGUUACAGGCAGGCAUGGGGGUGGGUGGGGAGAGGGCUGCCCGUGGGGACAGGAACUUGAUCUCUUCCUCCUCCCGCUGGGAGCCGGGUUUGUUUGCACAAGAGGGGAACUUUGGACCUGCUGUGCUGACAGGUGCGUGCCGGGCAGCUGACUUCCUGUUCCCCUGCUAGGAAAGGCUGCCAGGUCCCCUCAUCAGUAAUGGGUUGGGGGGCAGGAACAGCUUCCUAACACCAGAGGGACCAGAGGUCUCCGAGUGCCUCUUGGGCCCAGCAUCCUUGAGCGUCUCCCUGUGGAGGUGGAGGAAACCCUUGGCUUCAGGAUCUGUGUGUCUGAAUGGUUCCUGCUCACCUGCUUUGUUUGUGGUUCAUUUACUUAUGUCCACAGGGCUCCACAGCCAGAGACUCUUUAACUGCUUAGUGCCCCUGUCUCUACCCCCUCAGCGUCAGUCGCGGGGCUCCCUAAGCCCCUGUUCCAGGCCUGACCCUUUCAGCCUUUCUGCCUAGGGUGUCCUGUGCGAAUGUGCCCGGUAAGGGGUCCGUGUCCCGCACAGCCUCUGGUUCAGCUCCACGUCCCCUCUAACCUGGUAGCAAGCAGCCGGGUGCCCUGGCACGUCCUGAGACGCUCCCCCCAGCCCUCCAUCUGCCUGCGCUGCUUCCAUCUUUGCUGCUCCCUGGAGGAGUCCCAUCCCCUGAGCAGGGUGGGCAGAGCACUGCCCUGCCAGCUGCGUUUCCUGAGCUCUGUGUGGGGUAGGAAGCCCAGGGGUGCUUGGCUGCGCUGGGUAAGGGCAUGUCCCUGAACUCCGGCCCAAAGGGCAGGGAGCAGAGGGAGAGGCUGGCUAUGGGGAUUAGCGCUCUCCACAUCCAGCUGUGGGGGGUGAACGUGGCAGCAGGCGAGGGGCUGCACCCGAGCCCUCGGGUGGAUGGAACAGAGUUCUGACCCGAGGGGGCAGGGAGUUGGCUGUGUGUGCUAACGCUGGAGAUCCUGCUUGCGGCUUUCCAGGCUGCCUAGCCCACUCACUCGCUUCCCAGAGCUGUUAAUGGGAGCUGUGGGGCUACGGGUGGGAGUCUGACGUUACCAAAGUGAUUUAGGAGCACAAAUCCCAUUCAUUCCAACAGGGCUCAUGCUCCUAAGUCCAUUGGGCGCUUCUGAAAGUCUCCCCAGGAUUGCUGCUUUGAAACCCCCCGCCGCAGAGUUCUCUCGUUAUUUCCAAGAAGCUUCUCUCGGUAAACAUAGCGACACGAGCUCCCAGCCCCGAGUCUGUCGUCGCUCGCAGUGAUGCGCUCGAGGGGCCGCUUGGCCUGGGGGAGAGACCCGCUAAACCCAGGCUGUGCUAAAUGGUCAAACUAGUGGUGGGGGGUCCAACCUGCCACCCUCUAAGGAGUCAGACUCCCAGAUUUUUUUUUUUUGCAAAUCAGGCCCAUUUAAGUGGCCUCCACCUGAACCCCGAAAGCCUGCAGGCUGCUUGUGCCUUAGCCCUGAGCCAGUGCAGAAAGUGGCUGGGCAGAACUGUCCUGUCUCAGCUGAUGUGGGUUCAUUGCGUGACAAUGGCCCCAUGUGGGGCUUGUGUGACUAUGCAAAGUGUCAGGUCGUGAGCCAGAGUGAAUGUGGAAGGGCCCAGGCCAGCGUGGAACUGGGCGGGUACAGGAGCACCAGGCAGAGUGCCCCAGGCCUCAGUUAAUCCUGUGGCGCUGGCGGGAGGGGGCAAGGCCAGCUGGUCACCUGCCGUAGGUGGAGUAGGCCGCACUUCUCGCUCUGGGAGGCG
Molecule: messenger RNA, 4006 nt
Organism: Chelonoidis abingdonii (Abingdon island giant tortoise)
Lineage: Eukaryota; Metazoa; Chordata; Testudines; Testudinidae
Gene: NEMP1
Product: nuclear envelope integral membrane protein 1
Cellular component (GO): nuclear envelope
Source: RefSeq, a predicted model, not a curated record